Messenger RNA from Drosophila grimshawi, 4344 nucleotides. It is a transcript of the gene Usp16-45, whose product is annotated as ubiquitin carboxyl-terminal hydrolase 45. Gene Ontology annotation, molecular function: cysteine-type deubiquitinase activity; cysteine-type endopeptidase activity; zinc ion binding. NCBI's taxonomy places the organism in Eukaryota, Metazoa, Arthropoda, Insecta, Diptera, Drosophilidae. The record is from RefSeq and is a predicted model, not a curated record. The coding region runs from base 214 to 3660 and encodes 1148 amino acids. Gene Ontology annotation, biological process: protein deubiquitination. Gene Ontology annotation, cellular component: cytosol; nucleus. The transcript is spliced from 5 exons.
AAAUGAAAAUGCGAACGCAAUAGAAGCUCACGUUUUUUUUUUUUUGAUUGGUGUUUACGAAGUGGUUACGCGUAAAUCUACACAGAGGCUAGAAUACUUGAUGUACAGCGCAUAUUGCAAAAUCUAACUCAAGUGUGUGUGAGGCAAGUGCCCGGACAGCCGCUGGGUGAGUUGAGUUGCAACGGCAACAGCGACAGCUACAACAGCGGCGCCAUGGUUAAGAAACGCCAAACGGAUAAACGGGAAAGCGCCAGCUCAACCGAAUCUGGGGAGGAGGAGCUGCUAAAUGGACACCAGCAUCACCAUCAUCAUCAUUCGGGCGGUGGAUCGUCGAGCAACGCAACCGUUUGCCAGCACAUCAAGAAAUCAGUGGAUACGGCGCGAUUGCGUCGCCAACUAAAGACCACUGGGCUGCUCUUUGAAUGCGGACAAUGUCCCAAACUGGAUGCGAACAGUGCGAGCAGCGGUGGCGAUGCCACCGAAUGCGAAUACGACAACACGCUCUGGCUGUGCCUCAAGUGCGGCACACAGCUGUGCGGCCGUGCACGCAACCAGCACGCUCUCCAACAUCAUCAGACACCCCAUUCGGACUCGCAUGCGCUGGCCUUGAAUACGCGCUCAUUUAAGAUCUGGUGCUAUAACUGCGACAGCGAGGUGAGCGCCAAGUCGCGCAAGAAUCUGCUCGAGUGCGUCGAGCUGGUCAAGCGACUUGCCCAGAAGCCGCCCAAGGUUGUUCCCGCCGCUGCCAAUGCUGCCGAGUCGUUGCCGGACCCACGUUCAGAGUCAGUAAUAAUACAUCCGACAAUGAUCAACGACAUUGCAUACAAAAUCCAGACGACGGUGGAACAGAUCAAUACGAUGGUGAACAUUGCGUGCGGCGAAGCAAUACCAUUGCCACCACCGUUGCCACCACCACCGCCGCAGGCACAGGCAGUGCCUGGCAUGGCCAAGCGUCCGACGACAACAACAGCAACAUCAACUGCGACCAGCCAAUACAGGCCACAGGUAGCGCCAGUGCUGUCGUCCAGCACACAGCUGGACCGUUUGCCGCGCGUUCGUGGUCUCAUCAAUUUGGGCAACACGUGCUUCUUCAACGCCGUCAUGCAAUGCCUCGCCCAGACACCCUUCCUCCUUGCCGUUCUCAAGGAGCUGGCCGAGCCAGGCGAAGAGUUUGAGCUGCCCGGCGGUACUUUCAGCUUUAAGGGCAAGGGCGACAUCGAGCUGCCGACCAUCAGGGGUACUCUCUCCUCGUGGGGCAAUCUCACUGCGGCACUGGCCAAUGCGCUCGAGGAGCUGCAGUCCGGCGGCGGCGUCUAUACGCCCAGCAAACUGUUCGAUAAGCUGUGCGCCAAGUGUCCCCAAUUUACGGGCGGAGAUCAGCACGAUGCCCAUGAGCUGUUGCGUCAGCUGUUGGAGAGCGUACGCGCUGAGGAUUUGAAGCGCUAUCAGCGUGUCAUCCUGCAGAAUCUGGGCUAUAAGGAUCAGGACAUUAACAGCGUAUCCGAGGAGCUGCGGCAAAAGUGCAAGAUCUAUGGCAAUCAGGCAGCCGAUCGCAUCCUGCGUCCGGAGCAAGUGUUUCGCGGCUUUCUCGUCUCGACGCUAACGUGCCAGGACUGCUUCAAUGUGUCGUCACGGCACGAAUACUUCCUGGACAUGUCGCUGCCCGUCGCCGUCGAGAAACCACAGCCGCCGCAGCGUCGCAAAACUAGUCCCGAGCAUUCGCCACCCACCUGCAGCAAAUACUGCAACAACAACAACAACAGCGGAAGCGGCGUGGACGUCAUUGCCAAGUUUGGCAUCGGCGACAUGGAUGUGGUUUUCACAGAGCACACGUCGUUCUAUCUGCACGCCGAUGGCCAGGAUCAGUUGGGGCCGUCCAAGGCCCAGGUGAAGAAGGAGAAGGAGCGCGAACGCAAGGCGAAGCGUGCCGCCAAACACCAGCGCACCAAGCUGGCCCAAAAGCUGCCCGUCAAACUCAACUUUAACGAUCAGCUCAGCAACGAGGCCAGCUCCAGCAGCAGCAACAACAGCGGUGCCGGUGAUCAUCGUCACGCCAAUGACGAGCAGCAGCAGCAGUCCGGCAGUGGUGAUGGACAAGUGCAGACGCCGCUCUCCUCAGCGGACAUCGAUGGCGACAAGCCACGCUCGACGCCCUGGGGCGAGGGUCAGCGGGCGGACACAUUAUCGCUGAGUGGCACCACAUCCGAGCAUACGGAUGCCGAUGUCGAGGACAAUGUCGCUGAGGAUUCGGCCGGGCCCGGACGCGGUGCCAAGUUCUAUAAGGACAACAACGGCAAUGCCCAGCCGCUGGGCGAGAAACAUGGACAUGGACACAUCGAGCACAUGGACAAGGACUCGCUGGAGGAGGACGAGAACGACUCGGGCAUAGCCACCAGUCCGGCGCCGACCACAGCCACCAGCACCACCAGCAACAGCAUCAGCAACAGCAACAGCAGUGCUAUCAGCUCCAUCAGCAACAAUCGAAGCAGCAAAAAUCCAGCUAGCAGCUUGAGUGUUGAUAAAAAGAAUGCAGCAGCAGCAACACCAGAUGAUAAGGAUAAUGACAACGAUGGGAGCACAGCGACAAGUCUGGUGAGUGCUGGACUGAGCGAGGAGGGUGCAUCGCUGAUACGUCAGCUGUCAGCGGGACAGCUGCAGCUGCAACUACAAAUGGAGCAGCUGACGUUGCGCGAACAGGCCAAGUCGGUGGCAGGCUUGAAGCGAGUGCGAACCCAAAGCUACUCGGACUGGAGCACAACAAUAGCGCCGCGGUAUCAGUGCGAGGUUGGUGAAUGCUCGGUGCCAUCCUGUCUGAAUAACUUUAGUGCCGUCGAGCUGAUGACCGGUCAGAAUAAGGUCGGCUGUGAGAGCUGCACGCGUCGCAUCAAUGGCACCGAUCCGCAGGCCAAGUCGGUAAAUACGAAUGCUACAAAGCAGCUGCUGAUAUCCAGUCCACCGGCGGUGCUCAUACUCCAUUUGAAGAGAUUCCAGCUGGGGCCGCGUUGCGUCUUUCGCAAGCUGACCCGCCCGGUAACCUAUACGAUGCUGCUGGACAUUGCCGCCUUCUGCGGCUCCAAGGUAAAGAAUUUGCCCAACAUUGAUCGCAAGCAGAAGAAGUUGCUCUAUGCGCUCUACGGCGUUGUCGAGCACUCCGGCGGCCUGUACGGCGGACACUAUACCGCCUAUGUGAAGGUGCGUCCCAAGGUGACACCAGAUGACAAGCGAUGGAAAUUUCUGCCGCACGGCAGCAAGGCCGAACUCGAUCAGGACGAUGAGCAGCUGAAGAAGCUCGAAGAGUCGCUGGUCAAAAGCAAGGCGCGCGAGAUGCGCAGAAAUGCCAUGGAUGACAGCGAUGACUUUACCAGCUCCAGCAGCAAUGCAUCCACCUCAGACGAGGCUCUGUCCGAUCUACCACAGAAUGGCAUUAACGAUGAUGAAGAUGCAACUGCCACAUCCACAGCCACAGCAACUGCCAGUGAUGCGGCUGAUGCUGAUGCUGCCGCCGGAGAUCAGGCGCCUGGCGAACCAGACGAGGCGGCCAAUGUUCAAGCACCGCCCGGCAAAUGGUAUUAUGUAUCGGACUCACGCGUCCAGGAGGUCAGCGAGGAGGCGGCCCUCAAGGCACAGGCCUAUCUGCUGUUCUACGAGCGCAUCUAUUAAGCAAAUGCUCACACUCUCUCCCCCUCUCACUCUCUCACUCGCGAUGGUUGAGAGAGGACAGCUGUCCGUCCAGCGCAGGCGGGAGAGGGCGGAAUGAACACCUUCAUCCAUCGUUCCAUUAGCUCUUAGCAAAAGUUAAUAUUUUUUAGCUACGUUUUUUUUUUACACUUUAUUUUCAAUUCUUCAACCCUGUUCCUGGAUAUUCUUUUGUUAUUAUCCUUGAAUUGCAUUUUGGACGCGUCAGCGUAAAGAACAACGACGAUGAUGCACUGAAAAGUGACGCAGAACUGAAGAGUGUCAGAAAUGCAUUUUGAUUUUCAUAAUGAUUUGAACAGCAGCAGGCACUACACACUACACACGUCCAACACAACACACAUCCAACACACACACGUCCAACACACACACACACACACACACACAUUUGCUGCAAAAUUGACUAGUUAUUUGACAUUUAGUUAAUCAAAUUUUUUGGUAUCAAAAUUGAGAAUGUUUGGGGCCGAGAAGAAAAGGCAUUUUACAUACACACAUACACAUACAUACAUACAUACACCUCAAUACAAGAAAUUAAAAUAAAUAUGAUUAUUUAUUUGAUGAUUAUAAUUAUAACGAUUACGCGUCGACUAUGCUAUUCAAUACAUAUGUUUACAAUAAAUAAGUGCAAAAGCAUAGCAAUCGCCAACUGAA